AUCUCUCGAUCUUCCCCAACUCCCCAGCCUCCUUCAUUCUCUUCUCAUCCUCGUUUACAAACUCCUCUCAUCUCUCAUACAUCUCUUUAUCCAGUUUCGUGAAUAACCCUUUGUCUUCUCACGCCCGCAACCAUGAGUAACGCAAAAGUCAUCGUUGUAGGUGGCGGGCUAUCAGGUCUGUCAGCUGCUCACACGGUUCUCGAAAGAGGUGGUAAUGUCAUCUUGAUCGACAAGAACAGCUUCAUGGGUGGGAAUUCGACCAAAGCUACAUCGGGUAUCAAUGGUGCUGGUACUCAAGCUCAAGCGGACCUAGGAAUCCCCGAUACUGCUGCUAAAUUCUUUGCCGACACCAAGAAAUCUGCCAGAGAUUUGGCUAGAGACGAUCUCAUUCAGGUUUUGACCCAUCGAUCAGGUGAUGCGGUCAAUUGGCUCGUGGAGAAAUUCAACCUUGACCUUUCCAAGGUCUCCAGACUUGGUGGUCAUAGUGAAAAGAGAACUCAUAGAGGCGGUGCGCAGUUCCCAGGGAUGACGAUUACCUAUGCCCUGAUGGAGAAACUUGAAGACCUCGCCGAGAGCUCUCCCGAUAGGGUUAAGAUCUUGAAGAAAGCAAAGGUCUCACAGUGUCUUAAGGAGAAUGGCAAGACCAUCGGCGUGGAGUAUGAAAAGGACGGCAAGAAGUACACUGAGCAUGGGACAGUUAUCCUCGCAACUGGCGGCUAUGCUGCCGAUUUCACCGCAGACUCUUUACUCAAGAAACAUCGUCCCGAGUACUACGACUUGCCUACGACCAACGGCGACCACUGUACCGGUGACGGUCACAAGAUGGCUAUGCAGAUUGGCGCCAAGGGUAUCGACCUUGAAAAGGUCCAGGUCCAUCCCACCGGUUUAGUCGACCCCAAAGAUCCCAAUGCCAAGGUCAAAUUCCUUGCUGCUGAGGCAUUACGUGGUGUAGGAGGUCUUCUGAUCGAUGCCACGGGCAAUCGCUUUGUCGAUGAGCUCCAACACCGGGACUAUGUCACGAACAAGAUGUGGGAAAACAACAAAUUCCCAGUCAGACUUGUGCUCAACAGUACCUCGAGCAAGGAAAUCGAAUGGCAUUGCAAGCACUAUGUCGGUCGUGGGUUGAUGAAGCGUUUCAACUCUGGUGACGAGUUGGCCAAGGAGAUCGGAUGUAAACCAGAGGUGCUCAGAGCGACAUUUGACAAUCACAACCGUUACGCCAAGAACCCUGGGACGGAUCCGUUCGGCAAGAAGUUCUUCCAAGGAGGCGACUUCAAGAUGGAUGACGUCUAUCACGUGGCUUUGAUGACACCCGUUCUGCAUUACACCAUGGGAGGGUUGGAGAUCGGUACCGAUGCUGCCGUGCAUGAUACCAAUAGCAAGCCCAUUCCUGGGCUGUUUGCAUGCGGUGAACUCGCCGGUGGUGUUCACGGUGCCAAUCGUCUUGGUGGUAGUUCUCUCUUAGGAUGUGUUGUCUUCGGCCGUGUCGCCGGUGAUUCCGCUUCGUCAUACAUGUUGUCCCAGUUGUCCAACGAGCGUGCCGCCAAUCGACUCAAUACCAUUGCUUCUCAUCUUCUCGAGACUCGUAUCCGCGUCGACCCUUCGUCGCGCAAUGUCAACCUUCAAUUCUCAUGGGCAGACGCUCAACCUGCCAACGGAGGGCAAGGUUCAGAUUCGUACUCUGCCGAUUCGUCGAGCCAAUCUGGAAAUGUACCUGCUGAGAGUGGACCCGCAAAGAAAGGGGACCGAACUUUGGCCCAGGUCGAACAGGAAAAGUUGCCAGAGCCCAAGGCGAAGAAAGAGGGAAAGACGAAAGGUGAAUAUACGAUGGAAGAAGUGGGCAAACAUAAUAAGGAUACCGAUUGUUGGGUCGUGAUUGGCGGUGAAGUUUUGGACGUGACCAACUUCCUCAACGAUCAUCCCGGAGGAGCCAAAGCUAUCCUACUCUAUGCAGGUAGGGAUGCUACCGAAGAGUUCAACAUGAUUCACCCACCUAAUGCCAUUUCCAAGUACGCUCCUGACACUGUCAUUGGCAAAGUCAAGGUUUGAAAGAAUUUCCAUCCGUUUGUACUCCUCUAGCAUCGUAUCAUGUACCAUGCCAACUUGACGUCCUUGUUCAUCAGCCCAUGUACUUUUACUACUUUUCUUCGAUUCAUGCAUGUUGUGAUUGUGUUUUU
Messenger RNA from Tremella mesenterica DSM 1558, 2177 nucleotides. RefSeq lists its product as uncharacterized. Lineage: Eukaryota; Fungi; Basidiomycota; Tremellomycetes; Tremellales; Tremellaceae. The transcript has 15 exons. Gene Ontology annotation, molecular function: heme binding; oxidoreductase activity; FMN binding. The record is from RefSeq and is a predicted model, not a curated record. Bases 133 to 2049 code for a protein of 638 amino acids.